GCUGACAUCGAACGACAGCCGAUUAGUAAACUGUUCUUUGUUUAGUAUAUAUACGGAAAAUUUAAAUCUGAAUAGCACAGUUCUCCGUCGUCUGUUCUACUGAUCUAGUUACAUCUCGCAAGCGAUUCUUCAAUCAGUGGAAAUGGCAUUCAAAUUCGUUGCUCUGUUUGCUGUGUUGGCUGUCGCUACUGCCCAGCAUUACGAUUCACAAUAUUAUCAACAGCAACCUCAGUACCAUGCUCAACCAGCUCUGGUGAAAACCGUCCAACCUGCUCUGGUGAAAACUCUGCAGCCAGCUUUGGUCAAAACUGUCAAGCACGUCGAAUACCCCGAUACUCCUGCUGAAUACCAGUUCCAGUACUCCGUUCAUGAUGACCAGACCGGGGAUGUCAAGAGCCAACAGGAGGAACGUCAGGGAGAUAAUGUCAAGGGAGUUUACACCCUGAUCGAUGCUGAUGGCUUCCGUCGUGUUGUUGAAUACACUGCUGACGAACACAACGGAUUCAACGCUGUUGUCCGCCGUGAGCCUCUUGAGGGACACAAGGUCCUGAAGACCGUUGCUCCAGUUGCCAAGUAUGUUGCCCCAGUUGCCAAGGUUGUUGCUCCAGUUGCGCCAGUUGCCUACGCACCCGCUCCAUUCCAACAUUAUCAACCAGCUCCUGUCCAGAAAUUGCACUACCAGCCAGCCCCUGUUCAGCACUAUCAGCAAGCUCCUGUUCAGCACUACCAGCAGGCCCCAGUCCAGCACUACCAGCAGGCCCCAGUCCAGCACUACCAGCAGGCCCCAGUUCAACACUAUCAGUCAGCUCCAGUGCAGCACUAUCAGCCAGCUCCGGUCAAGGUCUACACUGCCCCGGUUGCCAAGGUUGCCGUUCCAGCUGUCGCUAAAGUUGCCGUCCCAGUUGCCAAAGUAGCCUACGCCCCACACCAAGAAGUCACCAACCACGUACAGUUCAGCGGAUUGUCUUCCAACUACCGCUACUAAAUCGCUUGCUGUCCGGAUCAACGACUUGAGGAUGAUUUUAACGCCAUAACUCCUGAUCUUUGAUCAACAAAGAUGCCCAAGUAACCAUUAGCACUAUAUUACGCCAAACCGCCAUAUAAGGCCACUUUACGGCUAUUUAAAAACUUACAAGCAUUAAAGUAGCACUAUAAAGCCGAUUUGGCGAAAUAUAGUGCUUAUUGGUUACUUGGGUGGGGGUGUUAACUAGUUGUAAGUGUAUAUAGUCAUUAUUGUUAUUAUCGAUUGAAGCGAAUACAGAUGAUGAAAACUAAAAAAGUUCAUUUUUAGUUAGCAUAGGUAUUAUGUUCGAUGUAGACAUUUUGAAAACUUACCAACGAAAUUUACUCCCUACACCCAACCACCCCAGCGGCUGGUAGAUUUUGAUACAGUUCUGCAUAAGGACCUUACAGAAACUGUAUAAAAUUUUGACAAGUCCAAUUCUACAGUUUUGUAUUAUUUUAACAGUACAGUAUCUGUAUAAAAAGUUUACCUGUUUUGUAUUUUAACCUUGCAAAAUUAAAUACUAGGUUUUAUACAAUAA
Armigeres subalbatus is the source of this 1544-nucleotide messenger RNA. RefSeq names its product cuticle protein 19-like. The record is from RefSeq and is a predicted model, not a curated record. Bases 143 to 985 code for a protein of 280 amino acids. The transcript has 2 exons. NCBI's taxonomy places the organism in Eukaryota, Metazoa, Arthropoda, Insecta, Diptera, Culicidae. Gene Ontology annotation, cellular component: extracellular matrix.